UCCCCAAUUUGAGUGUUUUUUUUUUUUUUCAAUCGAAGCUUUUUCCGGUCUGUAUUUCUGGGAAGAAAAGCCUUCUUAAACCCUAGAAAUUUCUUUCCGAAAUUGAAGAAUUAGCUGCAAUCAUCCAUGGAUAUCGACUUUAAAGAGUAUCAGUUGAGAUGCCAACUUCGAGGCCACGAAGACGAUGCUCGUGGUAUAUGCAUAUGCGGCGAUGCUGGUAUAGCGACUUCUUCGAGAGAUAGAACUGUUAGGUUUUGGACAUUGGAUGGAUCACAAAAGCGCGAUUACAUCAUGUCGAGAAUAUUGCUGGGCCACACUAGUUUUGUGGGGCCGUUGGCUUGGGUCCCGCCAAAUGAGGAGUUUCCAGAGGGUGGUAUUGUAUCUGGAGGAAUGGAUACUCUUGUUCUCGUCUGGAAUAUUGCCACUGGAGAGCAUGUGCAGUUGCUCAAGGGUCAUAAAUUGCAAGUCACAGGCAUUGCUUUGGAUGGUUCAGAUAUUAUUUCAGUCUCCGUAGAUAGUACAUUGAGACGCUGGAGAGGAGGUCAACAAGUGGAGACCUUGGAUGCACAUCAAGCAGCAAUUCAAGCAAUUGUUAAGUUGCCUUCUGGGGAGUUUGUUACGGGUUCAAGUGAUAUGACUUUGAAGCUUUGGAAAGGGAAGUCUUGUGUCCAUACUUUUGCUGGACAUACAGAUACUGUUCGAGGUGUCGCUGUUAUGCCAAAUUUAGGAAUCCUUUCGGCCUCACAUGAUGGUUCUAUCAGGCUAUGGGCCCUCAGUGGAGAACAUCUCAUGGAGAUGGUUGGUCACACGUCCAUUGUCUAUUCUGUUGAUGCUCAUGCAUCUGGACUUAUAGUCAGUGGUAGUGAAGAUUGUUCGGCAAAGAUAUGGAAAGAUGGAGUUUGUGUGCAAAGCAUAGAGCAUCCUGGUUGCGUUUGGGAUGCCAAAUUCUUGGAAAAUGGUGACAUUGUGACUGCUUGCUCUGAUGGGAUUGUACGUAUAUGGACUGUAGAUCAUGAUAAGAUUGCGGAUGCUGUAGAACGUGAUUCAUUUGCUACUCAACUUUCUGAAUACAAGAUCAGUAGGAAACGAGUUGGAGGGUUGAAAUUGGAAGACUUGCCAGGUCUAGAUUCAUUGAAAACUCCAGGAAAUAGUGAUGGGCAGACAAAGGUAGUUCGAGAGGGAGAUAACGGUGUGGCUUAUGCAUGGAAUAUGAGAGAACAGAAGUGGGAUAAGAUUGGUGAAGUUGUUGAUGGACCUGAUGAUACUACUAAGCGUCCUCUACUCGAUGGAAUUCAGUACGACCAUGUCUUCGAUGUUGACAUUGGAGAUGGUGAACCUAUACGUAAAUUGCCUUACAACCGAUCAGAAAAUCCAUAUGAUGUGGCUGAUAAGUGGCUACUCAAGGAAAAUUUACCUCUUUCUUAUCGGGAACAAAUUGUGGAAUUUAUUCUGCAAAAUACCGGACAAAAAGAUUUUAUUCCAGAUCCAUUGUUUCGAGACCCCUACACUGGAUCUAGUGCUUAUGUACCCGGAGCAUCGUCAAGAUCGCCAGGUGUGACAAAGCCAUCUUACAAGCACAUCCCAAAAAAAGGAGUGCUUGUAUUCGAUGUCGCUCAGUUUGAUGGGAUCCUCAAAAAGAUUUCCGAGUUUAACAAUGGCCUGCAGUCUGACCCGGAGAAACAACAUUUAUCAUUGAACGAGGGUGAUAUGUCAAGAUGGGGUGCCAUAGUGAAGAUUUUAAAAGACACAUCACACUAUCAUAGCAGUGGAUUCUCAAAUAUUGAUGUUGCAAUGGUGCUGAAAUUGCUAAAAACAUGGCCAGUUGAAUUGCUAUUUCCUGUUGUUGAUGUUAUGAGGAUGAUUGUACUGCAUCCAGAUGGAGCGGCCACGCUUCUGCAAUAUUUCAAGGAUGAAGAUGCAGGUAUAGUUAUUGAGUUGAUCAAGAAGAUAACUGCAAGUUCUCCACUUCCUGCAAAUCUUCUUACCAGCCUACGAGCUGUGACUAAUAUGUUCAAAAAUGGUUACUUCAAUGAGUGGUUACUACUACAUCGCUCUGAGAUUCUUGAUGCCUUCUCAAGUUGUGGCUCAUCUCCAAAUAAGAAUGUACAAAUGGCCUAUGCAACAUUAAUACUCAAUUAUGCUGUUCUUCUGAUCGAGAAAAAGGACGAGGAGGGCCAGUCUCAAGUUCUUUCAGCAGCAUUGGAGAUGGCAGAAGAUGAAACUAUUGAUUCUGAUUCAAGGUUUCGGGCUUUGGUAGCCAUUGGCUCACUGAUGCUUGAAGGACUAGUCAAAAGAGUGGCUUUGGAUUUUGAUGUUCUAAAUAUUGCCACAACCGCAAAGGCAUCGAAAGAUGCCAAGAUUGCCGAAGUUGGAGCUGACAUACAACUCGUAGCCAAACAAACCUGAUUUGAUUGUUUAACUAUCUCCCGGUAAAUCAACCUUGAUCGUUUUAAUUCUCUGUAUUCACGUUUUUUUCUUUAAAUUACUAAUAUAUAUUUUUGUUCGAACAUGAUUUUAAUUUAUUAGAGGAUAGUUUUUGUAUUUCAAUUUUAAAAUAUGAUUUUGAUUAUACCUCAAAUAUUUGUUAACGCCAUCUAUCUGUAUAACUCAGACAUUUAUUUCCUUGCAUGCAAAUUUCAAGAUUGGUUGUUUU
This is a messenger RNA of Erythranthe guttata (spotted monkey flower), 2653 nucleotides long. RefSeq names its product transducin family protein / WD-40 repeat family protein. Gene Ontology annotation, molecular function: ubiquitin binding. Lineage: Eukaryota; Viridiplantae; Streptophyta; Magnoliopsida; Lamiales; Phrymaceae. Gene Ontology annotation, biological process: ubiquitin recycling; proteasome-mediated ubiquitin-dependent protein catabolic process. The record is from RefSeq and is a predicted model, not a curated record. Gene Ontology annotation, cellular component: cytoplasm; nucleus.